Messenger RNA from Eucalyptus grandis, 1770 nucleotides. RefSeq names its product bifunctional TH2 protein, mitochondrial. Bases 1 to 1770 code for a protein of 589 amino acids. Lineage: Eukaryota; Viridiplantae; Streptophyta; Magnoliopsida; Myrtales; Myrtaceae. The transcript has 6 exons. Gene Ontology annotation, cellular component: cytosol. The record is from RefSeq and is a predicted model, not a curated record.
AUGGCGUCUCGUUCUCCGAAGUCAUCGCGCUCUCCCAUGUCAUCUCGCUCUCCGUCUUCCACGUCGUCUUCGUCGAAGACACCUUCGAUGGCGAAAAGGCUGCUCCAGGACGACCCCAACCUUGCUCGGAGGCUCCGCGUCCACUUUAACUGGGAGGCGGUCUUCGUUAAGUUCACUCCCUUCGCGGUCGCUCUAGCCGCCGGAAACUUGAGCAUCGACGCGUUCCGGCAUUUCGUUGCCCAGGGCAAGUACUUUCUCGAAGCGUACGCUCUAGCAUAUGGAUCCGCAGCGAAUGGUACGGACGAUGAAUAUGCAAAUGGCGCAUUGUGGGAGUUAAGGAAGAUCGUCCUGAAGGAGAUGAUAAAGCAUGACUUAUUCGUGCAGGAAUGGGGUUUGGACAUUACCAAAGACGCCACACCUGAUCCUGCAACGGCAAAUUGUACUGAAUUUUUACUGGCGACGGCUUCUGGUAAAGUUGAUGGAACAAAAGGUGUUGUUAGACUGACAACUCCGUUCGAGCAGACAGUCGGUGCAAUUUACACUAUUGGUGCCCUAACACCUUGCGUUCAACUAUACCCUUUUAUGGCUGCGGAGCUCCGGAUGUUGCCAGGUCUUAGGGAAGAUAGUCACCCUUACAAGAAGUGGAUCAAAAUGUAUACAUCUGAUAGUAACCAGGAACUGGCCGUGAAAACUGAAGAGUUGCUGGAGCAACUCUCUGUCAUCUUGACAGGAUAUGAGAUCGGUGUUCUUUACAACUUGUAUCAUCAAGCAAUGAUACUUGAAAUCGACUUCUUCAAUUCCCAACCAUUUGCUCAGCCCACAGUAGUUCCUGUGAUAAAGGGACUCAGCUCUGCAGAAGAUCGGUUGUUGCUUCUUUCUGAUUUUGAUCUGACUUGCACAGUUCAUGAUUCAUCAGCAAUUUUGGCAGAGAUGGCCCUAGUAACUGCUCCAAAAUCUGAUGGUAGUCCAUCUAGAUCUGAUUGUAGUCCAUCCAAGAGUCCUCUUGCUCGGAUGUCGUCGGGUGACCUACGAAAUGGAUGGGAGAAAAUCUCCAGGCAGUACACACAAGAAUAUGAAGAAUGCAUCAAAAGCAUCAUUUCCGCUGAAAAAGUGGAAUUUAAUCACAGUUCGCUGGUCCAAGCGCUCGAGCAAGUGGCAGAUUUCGAGAAAAGGGCGAAUUCCAGAGUUAUUGAAUCUGGGGUUCUUAAAGGUUUGAAACUUGAGGACAUAAUAAAAGCUGGUCAAAGCCUCGUUCUUCAGGACGGUUGCAUUAGUUUCUAUCAUAAACUCACCGAGAUUAAUGUGGAUGUCAACGUUCAAAUGCUAUCGUACUGCUGGUGCGUGGGUUUCGACCAUUCAAAUGUCCAUGCGAACGAGUUGAUAUUCAACGAGGAGCUUCUGUGCACUGGAGAGAUGGUUCGGAAGGUUGAGUCCCCCAUCGAGAAGCUCCAAAUAUACAACCACAUCUUGAAGAACGACGCAAACGACGCCGACGACCAAAACAAGUUAACCGUCUACGUGGGCGACUGUGUGGGGGACCUACUGUGCCUGCUCGAAGCCGACAUAGGGAUAGUGAUAGGGUCAAGCGAAAGCUUAAGGAAGGUGGGGAGCCAAUUCGGAGUGACUUUCGUCCCGCUCUUUGCCGCCACGGUCAAGAAGCAGAAAGAGCUCGACGACGGUGGCUCCGUGAGCUGGAAGGGAGCGAGGUCAGGAGUACUUUACACGGUGUCGUGCUGGGCGGAGAUCCAUGCUUUCUUGCUGGGGUGGUAA